GACUCUGCCUUAAGCCUCAAAGUGGGAGAUUCAAACAUCAGUUGAGGCAUUCAGGACUGAGGGUGUAGCUAAAAACAAUACAGAUACAGUGAACGAAAGAUGGCUCGACUGUCGGCUUUGGGUGUGGCCUUGCUGCUACAUUCGGUGAUUGGGAUCUCCUACUACUACUUCUUCAAGAUGGGGCGUUGCUCCUCGCAGCCCUCGCCCAUCUUGGGCAACUGGCUCUUCACGGUCUCCGUCGUUUCCGUGCUGCAGGCGGUGCGCCUGAUACCCAGCGAGGUCCCCGAUUUCACGGCCCUGGUCCUGGAGACGAUCAUGUGCUGCUUCGUCCUCGACCUGAUGCUGACCAAGCUGUGGUGCCGCAUCGAGAGCCUGGUCCAUUGCGCCAUCGUUGGGGUCCUGCAGAUAUGCCCCGUCGGCGAUGAUACCUUCAUGACGUACGAGUACUGGACGCAGGCGAUCCUCACCACAGUCAUUGGAGCCUGUCUGCUCUGGGUGACCGCCUGGGCCAUGGCUUUGCCCCGGCGGCUGCAGCAUGGGCUCCAGUGCUGGCGCCGUAGCUGCCAUCGACAGCUCUCCCGUAUGCUCUUCUCCAGCAUGGAGACACGGCCGCCGCUACGCCAGGAGAGCUCCUUAAGCUUUGCCGCCUGAUUGGACUACCCACUCUAACUCCUACUCCUACUCAAAAUUAUCUGUUCAAAUCGAGAAAAUAGCAAAAUUUAUGGGUUAAGUAAUGCUAA
Molecule: messenger RNA, 740 nt
Organism: Drosophila pseudoobscura
Lineage: Eukaryota; Metazoa; Arthropoda; Insecta; Diptera; Drosophilidae
Exons: 1
Coding region: 100-651 (183 amino acids)
Source: RefSeq, a predicted model, not a curated record